UCGCUUCGGGACAACCAACCUCGGAGCAUCGUAUUUUCACCAUUUAUUUUUCACAUUGCGGUUGUGAUUGUUGUGUCCACCUGUCGGCCAAUCGUGAUGAGAAUAAUUUCAGCUGUAAUCAGUCAUUAAUUGGUCAUUGUUGAUUUCGUGCGGCGCAUGGGGGACUGAUUGGCACUUCGGUUGGGAUUUUUUUUUUUUAGUUUUUCGUUGAGUUUGAGACAGUGACAGUGGAAUUAAACAGUUGUGUGCGUGAAGUGACUUGUUUUUUGCAUUUACAUUCUGGAGUUUGACGGCCACAUGACGUCGAUUCAGUGAAAUUCGUGAUUGUCGUUGAUUAUUUUGGGGGGAAUAGCGGAUUAGGGGAACUGUUGGGUAACGGCUGUAAAAUUGAGCUGGAUUUUCAACGCGCCGCCGGCAACUUUAUGAGAGCCGGCGGAAAUAUGUGCGACGGUGGUGCAUUCCAGGAAUCACUACGGGGCAUGCAGUGCUUGACUGUUGCAUCACCACCGAGCAGCGUUGACGUGGGCCCGAUGGCUGUUGCACUUGCUACUCCACUUCAGUCGGCGAAAAAACCGCCCAGUGAACACAUUAAGAGGCCUAUGAAUGCUUUUAUGGUGUGGUCACGACUUCAGCGGAGGAAAAUAGCGCAGGAUAAUCCUAAGAUGCAUAACAGUGAGAUAUCGAAACGACUGGGAGCGGAAUGGAAGCGCCUCCCCGAGAACGAGAAGCGUCCAUUCAUCGACGAAGCCAAGAGAUUACGGGCAGAGCACAUGAAGGAUCACCCAGAAUACAAAUAUCGACCACGACGCAAGCCAAAGACACUGAGAAAAGAGGGCUAUCCCUACAGUAUUCCCUACGCAAGUGUCUCGAUGGAUGCACUCCGAGCCGGUAUAGCUGGUGGGAUGGGACAAGCCGGUAUGAGCUCUUACUACGGACCAGCAGCAGCCUAUGGAUCACUUUCGGCAGCCAGCAUGGCUGCCGCUGCGGCUGCGGCUGCCCAACAGUCAGCAGCAGCGAUGUCUGGCCUCGGGGCACCUGGCCAGGUGGUAAGCUCAAUGGACGCAAUGAAAUAUUCAAUGGUAGAGGCUGAGAAGUACCGUGCAGCUGCCUACAUGCCCCCAAGCACCCUAGCAAUGAGCAUGUACCCAGACCCAAAGAGUCUCGACUCGAGUCCCAAGUACUGGGAUCGUGGCUACCUAGAAGCUAAAACUUACUUCGAACAAUCAAAAUUGUACAUGGAUCAGAAGCCAAUGGGCGACUACAAUCACACGAGCUACGAGUCCAACAAAAUGUACGAGGAUUCGAGUCCUGGUGGUGGGCCAGCCAGAACACCGCCGACGGCGGAUUCACCUGAUGUUCUCAAGCAUCACAAUACCACUGAGAGGACAACUGAACAACACAAUUCGUCAAGUGCAAGCACAACGUCAACACCAACGUCUUCAGCCGCCAGUCCUGGCGCUAGUUUAUCGGCUUAUUAUCCGGGUAGUGUACAGGCAACUGGAUUGUUAGCUUCACAAUAUGCUGGUUAUCAAUCAACAACAACGCCUGGUAAUGAAGCAACGUUUAGGCGACCACUCACCGUCAUCUUCUGACCCGAUAGGCCCUAGCUACAAUCAAUCGUAAGCAAAUAUCAAUCGCCAAUCUAUCCACCUUGAGAUAAUUCAUAGGAGCAAUGUACAAAAUGAUAAUACACGCACUGAAAAAUUUCGUAGAAUAAUUUUAUUCAACUUCUAGGGAAAAUUCUACUGGCUUUUGGUCAAUUCUGUUGAAGAAUUCCAGUUUCACACACUGAUAGAAUGAUUCAUUUAUUCCAAACGAGAUUCGUUAACUAUUAACGAAUGGUAGAGUUG
Messenger RNA from Diachasma alloeum, 1850 nucleotides. RefSeq names its product transcription factor Sox-3. The coding region runs from base 423 to 1592 and encodes 389 amino acids. The transcript is spliced from 5 exons. NCBI's taxonomy places the organism in Eukaryota, Metazoa, Arthropoda, Insecta, Hymenoptera, Braconidae. The record is from RefSeq and is a predicted model, not a curated record. Gene Ontology annotation, molecular function: DNA-binding transcription factor activity, RNA polymerase II-specific; RNA polymerase II cis-regulatory region sequence-specific DNA binding. Gene Ontology annotation, biological process: cell differentiation; anatomical structure morphogenesis; regulation of DNA-templated transcription.